Molecule: messenger RNA, 621 nt
Organism: Diatraea saccharalis (sugarcane borer)
Lineage: Eukaryota; Metazoa; Arthropoda; Insecta; Lepidoptera; Crambidae
Source: the annotation of a GenBank genome assembly
AUGCUGACCAAAAAGAUUAUUGACAUGAAGCUGUUACAUUUUAUAGUUAUUAUCCAGAUAAACAAUUGUGUGCGGGCAGAGAUUAGACACAGUAUCGUGGGCAAUAAGUUAUUUAAUGUGAAACCAGUAGGCAGUAUUGUUGCCAAAAACUUCUUGCCGCUCACCGAAAUACCACCGCCACAUUUGCCUCAUGAACACUAUCAUUCUGGGCGACGGCAUCUCGAUGACUGUAGUGAAAAACCUAGGAACAGGGAAGUCUACAGUGGUGGUAGAGUAGCCAUAUUCGGAGAAUACUACGAUGAUCUAGUAGCAAAAACUGUCGCCACUGUAGUUAUACCUGACCAUAUAGACCGUAAACAUUUCGAAGUAACAACCCAAGUGCCAUACUUAACCGUCGGUCCCAUAGAAGCAUUAGGCUACCAUCCUAGCACGAUGAAGAGCGAGCACCCGAGCGAAUGCGAAAAGAUCUACCAAGACCACUUAGCCGAGCAGUAUUCCGACGAGACCACCGACUAUUCUGAGGAAUCGCUAGAGAUGGCUCGGAUGCCGCUGGCCCCCGUCGAGGGAGAAGCACCCUCAUCAUUCGAAUUCGAGAAGCUGUAUAGCGACUUCGAGAAAUGA